GAGAACCAUAGGAUCGAUCCAUCGCCAUCCAUCCACAUCUCCACGUUUACCACCACCACCACCACCAUCGCCAUGAUGCCCACCACCACCUGUCUGUUUCUGCUGUCUGCCUGCCUGGCAGGAGCUUUUGCCAGUGAGAGGCUACGGAGAAGAACCAGCUACAGGCUCCUCGCAGCAAGUGACCCCACAGACGUGCAGAUCAGUGGUCCAAAUUAUGUGACCAUAGGUAUCCCCUAUGGUUUCUCCUGCUCUGCAAAAUGCAACCCAAGGUGCACAUACACCAUGACCCUUGACGGGAAGACAAGUUAUUCGAACCCGCUCAACACCAUCUUCACUACUUAUGUCCCUUCAAAAGUCAUCACUUGUGAAGCUACGAACCCACAGACAGGAGUGACUGCCAGCAUUAGCAAGACCUUUCAAUUUGCAGAGGGGCCUUCCAACUUGGCAAUAAAGGCUCCAAAAAUGUUGCUUCCAAAUGUUGAAUCUACAUUUGAAUGCACUGCUACUUGCCGUCCUUCCUGUCUCUAUACUAUGACAAAUUAUGGGCGAAAACUAAAAGCAAUCAACAGCACUGUUUUUACUUACGUAACACCUGAGCAAAACAUUGCAGAACAAACUGUGUAUUGCACAGCUCAGAACAUUCUGUCUCAGCUUUAUGUGGAAGCGAGUGCAUCUGUACUUGUGGCAUCUGGACCAGGUACUGUGUACAUUUAUGGACAGACAUCUGUGACUGUAGGGGACAAUGUCCAAUACUUGUGCAGCUCAGCUUCAGCUUGCACCCCCGGGUGCACCUAUACGUGGCAUUUCCGAGGCAAAGUGUACGAGGGGAAUCAAGUCCAGGUGCCUAUCUUCAAAGUGGGUAAAGCUCAAGCUGCAAGCAUUCUCGUCCUUGACAUUGAUGAGUACCAUAAGGCCGAGCAGCUGGUGUGCACUGUUACAAACCCUCUGUCUGGCCGGACUAUAAAUGGCACAAAGAUUCUGCAAGUUAAUGAUCCCAUCGCAGUACGGCCCGUCACUCUGACGAAUUCUGUACUAGGCAGUUCUUACACCCUGAUAUGUGAUGGGGCCUCGCAAAACUCCCUCAUCCGGUGGACCAAGAAUGGCAAACCUCUGUCAACAAGUGACAGAGUCCAUCUAGGUGACAAUGACGCCACCCUUACAUUUAAGCCACUGCAGCAGUCCGACUCGGGUGUGUACGCCUGCAAUGCCACUGACCAAGGAAAAGUCAUCCCCGGUGUCCCCUACGAGCUGAAUGUUCUAUAUGGACCACUAAAUCCACAAAUGAUGCUGAUGCCGGCCGAGAAGCUGUUGCCUUAUCAGACAGCCUUUCUUCUUCCCGGGCAUUCUGCAACAUUUUCCUGCUCAGCAGAGUGUAAUCCACCGUGCCGUUAUGCUUGGCUUUUUAACGGUAACCCAGUGAGCAAUGUUACUACCUUCUCCAUCCAAUCAGUGAGUGAAGCUGAUGUGGGAGUUCUUGCCUGCGCACCAUACAAUACAAAAACCUACAACAGGACUUAUGUGAUGAUAACAGUGGAGAUGGCUGACGGCCCAAAGGAAGUCACCAUCUCUGGGCCAAAGUCGGUGCAGGUGGGACAGGCAUCCACUUUUGAGUGUUCAGCAGUCUGCAGCCCUGGGCCUUGUGACUACUCUUGGCUGGCGUACGGGAGAACGAUACACGGCAGCAAGAUGGAGCUGACUAUCAGCCACUACGUAGCAACGGAAACCAUAACCUGCAUAGCACAGAACACAGCCACCAAGAAGAUUGUCGCCACCAAUACCAUAGUUGAUGUCACAGAUCCUCAAUGGUGUGGAUGCUAAGUACGUAACAGACUGUCUACAUGCAGAACCUUGGGUCAGGUGGUAGAGGAGCCUCUUCAGCAGCCUUUUAAUGUUGCAGGUUCGAGCCCCGCUCUGCCUGACCCUCAUUGUGUCCUUGAGCAAGAUACUUAACCCCAAAUUGCUCCCUGUGUGUUGGACAUUGCCAACAGUGUGUGAAUGUGAGUGUGAAUGUGAGGCCUACAUUGUUAAGCACUUUCAGGAGUGGAAAAACACUCCUGCACCAUGUAAACUUACUGUUCAUCUGAAAAUUGACUUUUGCACAUGGCCCUGUCUUGCGUUUCAGAUAAUAAUAAUAAUAAUAAUAAUAAUAAUAAUAAUAAUAACAACAACAACAAUAAUAAUAAUAACAACAAUAAUAAUAAUAAUAAUAAUAUAAUGACAUAAUAAUAUGUCUGGUUAUUGCACGUGCUGUGAAAUGUAACUAAAAUGAAAAACUGUAAAUACAAUGAAUGUAUAAAUAUGUAUUAUAUAUGUUAUUUACAAAAAUAAAA
Molecule: messenger RNA, 2330 nt
Organism: Engraulis encrasicolus (European anchovy)
Lineage: Eukaryota; Metazoa; Chordata; Actinopteri; Clupeiformes; Engraulidae
Product: carcinoembryonic antigen-related cell adhesion molecule 5-like
Exons: 9
Coding region: 73-1818 (581 amino acids)
Source: RefSeq, a predicted model, not a curated record